GUUCCGGUUGGAGCACCGAGGAGGCGGGCAGAGAGGGCUUAAAACCGGCUGGAAAGUUGUGUUUGGACUCAGCGAAGUUCGGCUCGAUUGGACUGUGAGCUUCAAACGUCGCAUGGCUUUCAGAGAAAUCAUGUUGACAUCUAAUUUAAGUAUGGUGAUUUCACCAGAAGCGUUAGCAAACACGGUUAUAUCGUAGUUGUUUAUCUUAACGCACGGAACCAUCAUGGCAAACAGGACUGAGGUGUUCGUCUCGGAACAGGUGGUCGUGUUGUGUACCUGCGUUCUGUCGUUUUUGGGAUCUUCUCUGAUCAUCAUCACCUACAUUAUUUGGUCAGAUUUGAGGACAACUCCGAGGAAACUGUUGGCUUACCUUUCGGUGACUGACUUGUUGUCUGCCGUCUCAUACGCUUACGGAGUCUGGAGAGCUUUCCUCACCGACUCGGUGGACUGCGUCGUUCAGGGAGCGAUAUCAACUUUCGCCAACACCAGCAGUUUUUUCUGGACCGUCGCUAUCGCUGUGUACCUGUACGUUUUCAUUGUGAGAUCCAGCCAGAGAGUCGCUGAUAGCCUGGUGACACUGUUCCACCUGGUCAGCUGGUGUGUUCCGUUGAUCAUCACCGUCACCGCUGUGAGUCUCCAGAAGAUCGGUUAUGAUGCAUCAGAGGUGUCGGUGGGCUGGUGCUGGGUUAAGAUCCACGCUAAGGACCAUGUCCUGUGGAUGCUGUUGACUGGAAAGAUCUGGGAGUUCCUGGCUUACCUCACACUCCCUGUGCUCUACAUCUUGAUCAAGAGACACAUCCACAGAGCGCACGCCGCCCUGUCCGAAUACCGUCCCAUCUUGGCUAACGGCCCUCAAUCAAACUCCUUUACGUCCAUGGCGGACAUGAAGCUAACCCUCAUUCCCAUCAUCUUCAUCUUCCUGCGCAUCUGGAGCACGGUGCGCUUUUUGCUUUUGCUCACUGACUCCCCGGUCAGACAGCACCCGGUUUUGGUCACACUGCACGGAAUCGGGAACACCUCUCAGGGAGCAGCUAACUGCAUCAUGUUUGUUUUGUUCACCCAGCCGAUCCGCACACGCCUCUUCUCUGCUCUCUGUUGCUGCUGCUCUAGGAGUCGAGCAGAGGAGCAGCGCGGCUCCUGACAAGAGGCUGGGGCCUGAACGCGCUUUCCCCUCGAACAGAGAGGAGGAUGGUGCCAGUCAGCUGCAGGCAGACGGAUGAAACUGAGCCUUGUGACGACUAAAGACAGAAUGAAAGGUGUACGUCGGUCAGAGGCUCAUUAAGGAAAGUGCCCUUCAGGAGUGUUUGAGCUUCUGCCGGUGCGUCCACGUCUGUGACUAUAAACCAACAUUUUAAAGCCCUUAAAGUAACUUGAGGUUUUUCUUUUUUUCAUGUUUUUGACCAUGUUACACUUCAUGAAGCCACUUUCACUGUAGCACUUCUAUAAAGCACUGUUGUGAGGUCAUCGCUGUGAAUUCCUAUCGAGUUUCUGUUUUCGUGUUUUGGAGUUGAUCGUUUUAUUUUACCGUUUAGAAAAUUUGAAUCAAACUCCACUUGGAGUCAUGAUCAUUCUGUGUAGUUUGUGUCACAAAAGUUUCAUGUACCACAGAUUUGCAUGUCUCAUCAGACGAUUGCAAAUGUUUCUUCUCAAAUCGCAACAAGCGUUGCUUGAAUUCUGCUGACUCGUGUCAGAAAUGUCCAAACCAAACCACAUCCCAUCAAACGUCUUAUCCAGCUCUAUCCGUUUGUCUCGUAGUUUGUUUAAUCGUGUUUUUGAUUAAACGUUUCCCAAAAAAGUUCAAAGUUUCAAAUGUAAAUUAAAAGCAGAAUAAAUGAUGGUUUAGUCAUCUUUUGAUGUAUUAAAUACAAACACAUGUUAAAGUGAGAAAAAUGCAUUUGAUGACAAAUAUACACUUGGUCAUUAAGACAGAAGCUCAUGAGGAGUUUGUCAUCUAAAUUUUAACCAUAGGGCUCAUUUUUUCAUAAUGCUCCUUGUGUCGGCGUGUCACAAAGCUGGACUGGUCACAGAUCAGUUGAACAUCUACAGCAUGUUGGGUUCCAGGAUGUGAUUUUAGCUUUAUUUUUCAGAAAUAAGAACACAUUUCUCUGAUAAGAAGCAGAUUUUUUUCUGGAGCUUGUGAUUUUGCCCUGUUCCUCCGUGACUGUUACUGAUGAAGGUUUCUGUAAAUGUUCUUUAGCGUGUGGCGAAGAACUUUUGUCUAUUUAUUAUUUCCUGAGAACAGGUGAAUCACAAAUGCUCUUCCUUUAUGUUUCACGUGAACACAUUUAUAUUUAUAUGGUUGCUUUGCUUCUAUUGUCAAACUAAAGCUUUAAUUUUUUAUGUGCUGGAGGAUUUGAUGGAGAAUUAUGUCUGUCAGUGUUUUGUUUGAUUUCUUGUGCAUU
Molecule: messenger RNA, 2402 nt
Organism: Nothobranchius furzeri (turquoise killifish)
Lineage: Eukaryota; Metazoa; Chordata; Actinopteri; Cyprinodontiformes; Nothobranchiidae
Gene: gpr157
Product: G protein-coupled receptor 157
Biological process (GO): cell surface receptor signaling pathway; adenylate cyclase-activating G protein-coupled receptor signaling pathway
Cellular component (GO): plasma membrane
Molecular function (GO): cAMP binding; G protein-coupled receptor activity
Source: RefSeq, a predicted model, not a curated record